ACUUCUCAGGAAGACACGCGCCACCAGCCGCGGUUUCACGAGCAGAGCUACCAUGGUUUUACUUUCCACCCCAGUACUUGGGGCUUCCCAUUAUGCCCAGCACGCACACUGGAGGCCCCAGCGCUGGUCGUGCCCCUUGCAUGCUCCUGUCACAACUCCUAACCGUGUUGUUAGGGAACUUUCUCCUUCCCUCCCUCCCUCCCUCCCUACGCACAAGGAGUGUGAAGCAACAGCAAUCCCCAAGGACCAAAUUUUUUAUUAUUUUCCCUAGAAUUAGGUUAAAACAACAACAACAUCACUCACACUCACUCCCCACACACAAUCGCGCGCGCGCGCGCACACACACACACACACACACACACACACACACGCAGGCCCUGGGCGAGCCCAAGCGGCGGUGGCGGGCAGGGGCGCUCUCUGCCGCUGUAGCUGCUCGGAGGCCGGGCGGCGGCCGCCUCGUCCCGCCUCUCUCUCCCCGUCCCGGCCGAGCCCUUGGAGUCGUCCGGAAGCGGCGGGCGGUGCCGUGGCGGCGGACAAUAGUGGGGCGCCGGCAGCGGCAGCGGGGUCAGGAUGAAUGAGGAGCAGUUCGUCAGCAUCGAUCUGGACGAUGACAACGUGUGCAGCGUCUGCAAGCUGGGCACCGAGAGGGAGACUCUGUCCUUUUGCCACGUCUGCUUCGAGCUCAACAUCGAAGGAGUACCAAAGUCAGAUCUUCUACAUACAAGAUCUUUAAGGGGCCACAGAGACUGCUUUGAAAAAUUCCACUUAAUAGCAAAUCAGGACUGUCCGCGGUCAAAGCUCGCUAAAAGUACAUAUGCAGAAGUAAAAAAUAUCUUGAGCAAAAAAAUUAACUGGAUCAUACAGUAUGCACAAAACAAGGAUUUAGACUCUGACACUGAAAGCUCAAAAACAUCCCAACACCCAUUUUUUAACUUCAGACAUCAGACUGAUAGAAAAUUACUCCCACAGUUUGACUCCCCAGUACCUAGAUACUCUGCAAAAUGGAUAGAUGGAAAUCCCGGAAACAUCUCAAGCUGCUCACAAAAUCUUUUAGAACAAAGAGAAUCCUCUGAUUUCAGACUUGGUAUGUUACAAGAAACAGGUGCUACAUUCUGCUGCAACAAUGUUUUGUGGUCUAAUCACAGCCAAGCCCAAAAACCUGAAAAAGCUGAAAGUGAUUCAUGCACUGGUGUUCCUCAUCACAGGCAUCCUCAUUACAGCAGGGAAGAAUUGAAUAUGAUGACUCCUGGAGAGUUAAAGCAACUUAAUGAAAAACUUCUCAAGCAAAUCCAGGAUGUGUUUGAGGAGCUGACGCAGCAAGUCCAAGAAAAGGACUCUUUGGCCUCAGAACUGAAUGUCCGUCACAUUGCUAUUGAGCAGCUGCUGAAGAACUACUCCAAAUUGCCAUGUCUACAAAUGGGCCGUGCAGGAAUGAAAACAAAUGUCCCCAUAUAAUGGGGAUACAACUCGUAUCCCCUGUAUAGCUAACUUUCCCUGAUGGCUUUGGUAACUGCUACACAAAUAUUUAGAAGCUUUUGAGGAAACUUGGGCAGCUUGCUCUUUGCAUUCCUAAUCCAUAAGGAGUCUUAUUCCACUUUGGUUUUAACAGAAUAGGCAAAUAUCAUAGGUAUUAAAAUCACUGUAAUAAGGCCUAUUCCCACUCUGGAUUUUUUCUUUUUGCCCAUAAAGACGCAUGACGCUUGAACUGACUUUUGUUUUGUUGAUAAUAAAAUUGUUUCUAACAAGGAAUGACCUGAAGCCUGUAAAUCUGCCUACUUUAUACAGAGGAAAAAAAUGAGUUUUGAUCAGAUCUGAUCAUGUUACAUCCAAGAGAGCUUUAAGGGAAGAACAGUAUUAAUGAAACACAUUUUCUUAUUUAUUACAAGCAAUAUUUUAUUAUUGAAAUUUUAUACUAAAUAUUACUAUUUUAGGUACUUUUCCAGAUCUCUUUAUAAAAUGUUUGAAUUACUCUGUGUAAUGUUUAUACCUUGUGUAUGAUUGUUUAUCCUUUUUCAGGUCAGUAUCUUUCAUGAUACAAUUUAAAAAAAAAAAAAUCUUGUUUCCCAAAGAGAUGAAUUUCACAUGUUAAUUCACAUGAAUUUCACAUGUGCAUCACUUAUUUUUUAUCAAAUUUAUAAAUGAAGUGAAGAACUUAGUUCAUGAGAUGUUUAAAAAAAAAAAAGAGAAAAAGCACAGCACUUCCAUUAAAGAAAAAAUCCAUACUUCGGAUUUAAUACAUAAAAGUUGUUUUUGUAUGUGUGAAAUUUUCAAUGCUGAAAAAAUGAUUUCAAAGAAACUAAAUAAAUUUGUAAUACUACAAAA
Molecule: messenger RNA, 2322 nt
Organism: Cygnus olor (mute swan)
Lineage: Eukaryota; Metazoa; Chordata; Aves; Anseriformes; Anatidae
Gene: C1H21orf91
Product: chromosome 1 C21orf91 homolog
Exons: 5
Coding region: 571-1455 (294 amino acids)
Source: RefSeq, a predicted model, not a curated record